This is a messenger RNA of Prorocentrum cordatum, 1380 nucleotides long. The record is from the annotation of a GenBank genome assembly. NCBI's taxonomy places the organism in Eukaryota, Dinophyceae, Prorocentrales, Prorocentraceae.
GUACUCUCCGGCUUCGUCUCGGCGUGUUCCACUGCGCAGAGCUGGGAGCAGGCCGUGGACGAGGUGGCCGAGAAGGCCGGGACGGGGUUCGAGUGCGGCAUGGCCUUCAUCUCGUCUCUCCACGUCGACAGCGCCCAGGGCCCGGGCCUGGGCGCCGUGCUCGACGCGCUGCGCGAGAAGCUCGGAGCGCAGGUGCUCAUCGGCUGCGCGGUCACUGGGGCCCUCGGCCAGGCCGCUGGGCCCGACGCCGUGGAGUACGGCGGGGGCCUCGCGGGCGAGGACUGGCCGCCGAUCGAGGUGGAGAGAGGAUUCUGCCUGUCCGUCGGCCUUCUGCGCAAGGCUGGCGCGACGCCCUUCUUCUUGGGCACCGGCACCGGCGGGGAGGGCGACGUGGGCCUGCUCGGCAGGAUGAAGGCGGCGGGCGACGUGCGGUCGGUUCUUCUGCUGGCGGACCCUUUCGCCGAGGUGGACGAACUUCUCAGGACCCUUGGCGACUACUUCCCAGGCGCGACGAAGGCUGGUGGGCUUUCCACCGCCCUCCAGGUGCAGCGCGCACCCGGGGAGAUGGCUGGCUUCAUGCCGUCGAUCGCCAUUGCCACGGAGGGGAACUCAGCUCGCAUGUGUAACCAAGGCGCGGUCGGCCUCCUCCUGACAGAGGUGGCCGUGCACACCGUGGUCUGCCAGGGCUGCUGCGGCGUCGGCCCCAAAGUGAACGUCACCGGCGUGCAGGGGCCGGUGUGCGACGGCAUCGGCGGCCGCCCAGCCAGGGAGGCGCUGCAGCUCAUCUUCUCGAACGUGGACCCCCAGACUCGGGAGAAGAUGCAGAAGUUCCUGCUCCUUGGGCUCGGCAACCCGGGCGAGAGCGGGGCACUGGUCGACGACGGAGACUGGCGCAUCCGGCCGAUCAGCGGCGUGACCGAGAGUGGGGGCCUGGUGGUCGGCCCCGGGCUGCAGGAGGGCAUGCCCAUGCGUUUCCACGUGCGGGACGUGGAGUCUGCGAACAAGGACCGCCAGCUGAUGCUGAAGAGGUACCGGCUCGAGAAGGCCGUCGGCGGCAACAUCGGGGAUGCCAUGGGCGCAUUCCUCUUCACUUGCAACGGCCGCGGCGAGUCGCUGUAUGGGCAACGGCACGUGGACGCCCGCGCGGCCGCGGAGGUGCUGGGGGACGAGGUCGGCACAAGGGUAGCCGGGUUCUUCUGCAACGGGGAGAUCGGCGCCCCGGGCCUCGCGGUUGCGUCGGAGAAGGGCAGGCCCGAGGCGGAGGCGCCAGAGAAGGGCACUGCCAUGCGCCCCCCGGCACUCCACGGCUUCACCGCCGUCUACGCACUCCUGGUUCCCGCGGAGGCGGCCCCCCGGAACGUCCCAGCGCUCGGAGCAUGA